Messenger RNA from Urocitellus parryii (Arctic ground squirrel), 2468 nucleotides. The record is from RefSeq and is a predicted model, not a curated record. Lineage: Eukaryota; Metazoa; Chordata; Mammalia; Rodentia; Sciuridae.
AAAACUGCAUAGAAAAUCUAAUGGAUGAAGAUGAGAAAGAUAGAGCAAAGAGAGCCUCUCGAAACAAGUCUGAGAAGAAACGUCGGGACCAGUUCAAUGUUCUCAUCAAAGAGCUCAGCUCCAUGCUUCCUGGCCACACUCGGAAAAUGGACAAGACCACGGUGCUGGAAAAGGUCAUCGGGUUUCUGCAGAAACACAAUGAAGUCUCAGCACAAACGGAAAUCUGUGACAUCCAGCAAGACUGGAAGCCUUCAUUCCUCAGUAAUGAAGAAUUCACUCAGCUGAUGUUGGAGGCACUCGAUGGCUUCAUUAUCGCCGUGACAACAGAUGGCAGCAUCAUCUAUGUUUCUGACAGUAUCACGCCUCUCCUUGGGCAUUUACCGUCGGAUGUCAUGGAUCAGAAUUUGUUAAAUUUCCUUCCAGAACAAGAACAUUCCGAAGUUUAUAAAAUGCUUUCUUCCCAUAUGCUUGUGACGGAAUCCCCCUCCCCAGAAUUCCUAAAAUCUGACAACGAUUUAGAGUUUUAUUGCCAUCUUCUCAGAGGCAGCCUGGACCCAAAGGAAUUUCCAACUUAUGAAUACAUAAAAUUUGUAGGAAAUUUUCGAUCUUACAACAAUGUGCCUAGCCCCUCCUGUAAUGGCUUUGACAACGCCCUGUCAAGACCUUGCCGAGUGUCACUGGGGAAGGAGGUCUGCUUCAUCGCCACUGUCCGCCUGGCAACACCGCAGUUCUUAAAGGAAAUGUGCAUAGUUGAUGAACCUUUGGAGGAAUUCACUUCAAGGCAUAGCUUGGAAUGGAAAUUUUUAUUUCUGGAUCACAGAGCCCCUCCCAUCAUAGGAUACCUGCCCUUUGAAGUGCUGGGCACCUCAGGCUAUGACUACUACCACAUCGACGACCUGGAGCUCCUGGCCAGGUGCCACCAACACUUGAUGCAGUUUGGCAAAGGGAAAUCGUGCUGCUACCGGUUUCUGACCAAAGGUCAGCAGUGGAUUUGGCUGCAGACCCACUACUACAUCACCUACCACCAGUGGAAUUCCAAACCCGAAUUCAUCGUGUGCACGCACUCGGUGGUCAGUUAUGCGGAUGUCCGGGUGGAGAGGAGGCAGGAGCUGGCUUUGGAAGACCCGCCCCCCGAGGCCUUGCACCCCUCUGCCAUGAAGGACAAGGGCUCCAGCCAUGACCCCCAGCAGCACUUUAACGCUCUCGACGUGGGCGCCGCGGGCCUGAACGCCAGUCCCUCGCCGUCGGUGUCCUCCAGGAGCUCCCACAAGUCCUCGCACACAGCCAUGUCUGAACCCGCCUCCACUCCGACCAAGCUGAUGGCAGAGGCCAGCACCACCGCUUUGCCAAGAUCGGCCACACUACCCCAAGAGCUGCUGGUGCCCGGGCUCGGCCAGGCAGCCACGAUGCCGGCUCCUCUGCCUUCCCCGCCGUCCUGUGACCUCACGCAGCAGCUCCUGCCUCAGACCAUUCUGCAGAGCCCACCUGCUCCCAUGGCACAGUUCUCGGCCCAGUUCAGCAUGUUCCAGACCAUCAAGGACCAGCUGGAGCAGCGGACGAGGAUCCUCCAGGCCAACAUCCGGUGGCAGCAGGAAGAGCUUCACAAGAUCCAGGAGCAGCUCUGCCUGGUCCAGGACUCCAACAUCCAGAUGUUCCUGCAGCAGCCGGCUGUCUCCCUGAGCUUCAGCAGUGCCCAGCGGCCCGAGGCGCAGCCGCAGCUGCAGCAGAGGCCGGCCGCAGUGUCUCAGCCCCAGCUGGUGGCCAGCCAGCAACUUUCAGGGCAGAUGGCUUCAACCCAGGUCACCAACCAGCACCUGCUCAGAGAGUCGAGUGUGAUAUCCACCCAGGGCCCGAAGGCGAUGCGGAGUUCCCAGGUGAUGCCGGGCAGCAGCCGUCCAGGGAGCAGCCUGACGCCCCAGUUCAGCAGCCCAGCAGCUCCGGGCCUCAGCCUGACCGCACCCGCCGCCUCCCAGGACGCCAGCCAGUGCCAGCCCAGCCCCGACUUCGGCCACGACAGGCAGCUCAGGCUGCUGCUGAGCCAGCCCAUCCAGCCCAUGAUGCCUGGAUCGUGUGACGCCAGGCAGCCCUCCGAGGUCAGCAGGACUGGUCGGCAAGUCAAGUACGCACAGGCCCAGGCCGUGUUCCCGCAUCCAGACUCACGCCCCACCAGCAGCAGCACCUCGACCCCCGUCCUGCUGAUGGGGCAGGCAGCGCUUGCCCACAGCUUCCCUGCCUCCCAGCCGGCUCCCCUGCAGGCCCAGCCACAGCCGCCACACUACCUACAGGUGCAGGCAUCGACCUCUCUGCACAGUGAGCAGCCGGACUCGCUCCUCCUCUCCACCUACGCCCAGCAGCCGGGGACCCUGGGCUACACCCCGCCGCCCCCCGCGCAGCCGCAGCCCGCGCGCGCGCCCCGCAGGGUCAGCCGGCUGUCCGAGUCGUCGGGCCUCCAGCCGCCGCCCCGGUAG